Molecule: messenger RNA, 1193 nt
Organism: Mercurialis annua (annual mercury)
Lineage: Eukaryota; Viridiplantae; Streptophyta; Magnoliopsida; Malpighiales; Euphorbiaceae
Product: caffeoyl-CoA O-methyltransferase-like
Exons: 6
Coding region: 330-1034 (234 amino acids)
Molecular function (GO): S-adenosylmethionine-dependent methyltransferase activity; O-methyltransferase activity
Source: RefSeq, a predicted model, not a curated record
GAUCAUUGGAAGUCCCUUCCUUUGAGAUCACGACAUCCUCCUCUUGAAUAUUAAAAUCAUUGCAACUUCCUGAUAUAGAAUCCAUUCUUUCCCUAUCAGAUUGUAGGACCUUUUCUUUAAAAGACAUAUCGACAUCCUAGUUAUCUACCGUACCAACCUCAUACUCCUCCCUUAACUUAGCCUUUUUCGUUGAUCGAUCCUCUUCCAUAGGCUCACGACCGAUCUCUUUCAACAAAGGUGAAGGAAAAGGUUCAGAAGAAAGGGACAUUUUCAAAGUUUACUCGGUGAAAGUAGAACAAAGACUGCAAACUUUCUUGUUUUCAAAACUCAUGGAUCAACUUCCUACUAAGGGCAUCCUUCAAUCCGAUGCUCUCAAAGAGUACAUCUAUAAAACUAGUGUAUAUCCUAGAGAGCACGGGGAACUCAAAAAUUUACGAGAGGCUACUGUGACCAAGUAUGGACACAGAAGUGUAAUGGCGGUGCCAGUUAAUGAAGGGCUAUUUCUGACGAUGCUUAUGAAAAUAAUGAAUCCGAAGAAGACAAUGGAAAUUGGUGUUUUUACCGGUUAUUCUCUCUUAGCAACCGCACUUGGGUUGCCCGAUGAUGCCCAGGUAACUGCAAUAGAUCCAAAUCAAGAAGCUUAUGAAGUUGGAUUACCGUUCAUUCGAAACGCAGGCGUAGAUCACAAGAUCAAUUUCAUCAAAUCAGAUGCCAAAUCGGUUUUAACCAAAAUGUUGGACGACAAUAAAGGUGUAGAAGAAAUUGAUUUUGCAUUUGUGGAUGCUGAGAAAUACAAGUACAAAGAAUACCAUGAACAAUUGCUGAAGCUAGUGAAGGUUGGAGGAAUAAUUGCAUACGAUAAUACCUUAUUUUUUGGCUUUGUUGCUCAACCACCAAACUACGCCGAAGAAAAUAUGAAAAGAGCAAUAAAUGGCAUAUUGGAACUCAAUGAAUUUCUGGCUAACGAUUCUCGCAUUGAGAUCUCACAAAUUUCUAUCGGGGAUGGUCUCACCUUAUGCAGGCGUCUUAAAUGAGAUUUAAUCAGCUCGCAACUAUAACUAUAAUUAUUCGUAUUAUUAUGUAUGAUCACUAGCAGACUUGUUACUGCUAGAUGUGGUGUUUGUUUUCUUUUUUUUAAUAUAAUAAGAGGAUUUCUAAUAAAAAUCUUUGGAGAAUAUUCUUAAAACGUUCAA